CGCGGACCUGCCGCUCUGCCACACGGUGGGCUACAAGCGCAUGCGGCUGCCCAACCUGCUGGAGCACGAGAGCCUGGCCGAGGUGAAGCAGCAGGCGAGCAGCUGGCUGCCGCUGCUGGCCAAGCGCUGCCACUCGGACACGCAGGUCUUCCUCUGCUCGCUCUUCGCCCCCGUCUGCCUCGACCAGCCCAUCUACCCGUGCCGCUCGCUGUGCGAGGCCGUGCGCGCCGGCUGCGCGCCGCUCAUGGAGGCCUACGGCUUCCCCUGGCCCGAGAUGCUGCACUGCCACAAGUUUCCCCUGGACAACGACCUCUGCAUCGCUGUGCAGUUCGGGCACCUGCCCGCCACCGCGCCUCCAGUGACCAAGAUCUGUGCCCAGUGUGAGAUGGAGCACAACGCGGAUGGCCUCAUGGAGCAGAUGUGCUCCAGCGACUUCGUGGUCAAAAUGCGCAUCAAGGAGAUCAAGAUAGAGAAUGGGGACCGGAAGCUGAUUGGAGCCCAGAAAAAGAAGAAGCUGCUCAAGCCGGGCCCCCUGAAGCGCAAGGACACCAAGAGGCUGGUGCUGCAUAUGAAGAACGGUGCGGGCUGCCCCUGCCCACAGCUGGACAGCCUGGCUGGCAGCUUCCUGGUCAUGGGCCGCAAGGUAGACGGACAGCUGCUGCUCAUGGCCGUCUACCGCUGGGACAAGAAGAAUAAGGAGAUGAAGUUCGCCGUCAAGUUCAUGUUCUCCUACCCCUGCUCCCUCUACUACCCCUUCUUCUACGGGGCUGCCGAGCCCCACUGAAGAGUGCCUUGCCCUGCCCCACCAGCCAGCUGUGCCUUGCCCCGGGACUCCCUGUCACCUCCUGCCCUGGCCCCAAGGCCCAGCACAGGCCCUAAGGGAUGGGCAUGGAGCCAGGGCUUGACCGAGGGGUUCUGCGGUAUCUGGGGGCUUCUUCUCUUAGAAAUCAGGCUUUCUCUUUUGAGGUGAAACCCUGAGGGUCUCAGAAAGUAGGCAGGGAGGAGAGAUGGAGGGAAGGGUAGAGGGUCUAUGAGCGGCCCAGAUGGUUUCUGGAGUGGACCAUGGUGUCAGCUCCCCUCUGCUGCUGGUGGGGCCUCGCCUUGGAGAGGGAAGUCUUGAUAUUAGGCUGAGCUACUUGGAAGACAGUUCUCCACCCCCAGUGCCCCUUCAUGUGUCUUCUCGUAGCCCCCAAAGGAAAGGCAUUAGGGUCACAGUGCCCUCCAGCCACACCUCCCCACUGUCCCCAUCUCUGCCAGUUCCCUUCCCCCUGGACUGGAGAGAAGCCCAGCCUAGGCCCCCUUCCACAGGCUCGCUUCUUGGGGUUCAUUCCUCAGCCCCGCAUGUCCCUUUACCUUGAUGAAGAGUAAAUUAUUGCUACUGCUAUGAGGCCACAGGUACUAGACUGAUGCAGGUAGUGUUUGGUCUUUAAUUUUUUUUUUUUUUAAGUUUUUAAUUAAAUCAAAGAAAACAAUAGUUGGUUUUGACCAGGUGAUUUCUUUGUCAGGCACUUCCCCAGAGGUGGAGAGAGGGAGGUUCAGAAGGGACUUUUAGAAAGAACCCCUUGUCAGCCCAUGACCUGUCCACACAGACAUACUCAGGAUGCCUAAGACAAUGUCGAUGUUUGUGCAGGAUCCCCCAAGAGCACCCUAAUAGUCCCCACCAUUAAUGAGGGAUGGAGAUGACCCUCUUUUGUCCCUGAGGACGGAUAGAGAUGCCAAGUUCCCCAGCUUAUUCCCACGGUCAGAAGGCUCCCACGGUCCUGAAGAGUCUCCCCAACUUGGGUAAUGCCUGCUCUGAGGAACCCAAGAAGGCUGGGCCACAGAACUACUCAGAAGAGCCAGAGGCCUGGAGUGUCACUCCUACACUUUCAGCACUCAGACACCCCUGCGCACUGGUCCUGACCUAUAGGAGACAAGAGUGUAGAACAGUGGCCUCUCAGCAUGGGCCCUGGACCAGAGCAUCUGCACAAUGCAGAAGCUCAGGCCCCGCCUACACUGGCAAUAUCUACAUUUGACACAUAAGGCUUCCAAUCAUCUAAGGAGCUUCAACAAAACACUGGACUUCACUUUAAAGCAAUUAAAUCCAAAGCUCUGGAGAGUGUUCAGAAAUCAGCAUUCUCGAUGCUCCCCAGGGUGGUUUGCAGCUGGGGGAAGAACCUCCAUCUAGGUAUCUAGAUAAGCCCACAGCUGAGGCAGGAGGAGGGCGAGGGGCUGAGUUU
Miniopterus natalensis is the source of this 2219-nucleotide messenger RNA. RefSeq names its product secreted frizzled related protein 5 (gene SFRP5). NCBI's taxonomy places the organism in Eukaryota, Metazoa, Chordata, Mammalia, Chiroptera, Miniopteridae. Gene Ontology annotation, biological process: non-canonical Wnt signaling pathway; canonical Wnt signaling pathway. Gene Ontology annotation, molecular function: Wnt-protein binding. The record is from RefSeq and is a predicted model, not a curated record.